This is a messenger RNA of Rhinolophus ferrumequinum (greater horseshoe bat), 3551 nucleotides long. RefSeq names its product solute carrier family 16 member 2 (gene SLC16A2). Bases 1 to 1584 code for a protein of 527 amino acids. Gene Ontology annotation, molecular function: monocarboxylic acid transmembrane transporter activity; thyroid hormone transmembrane transporter activity. Gene Ontology annotation, biological process: transmembrane transport. The transcript is spliced from 6 exons. The record is from RefSeq and is a predicted model, not a curated record. NCBI's taxonomy places the organism in Eukaryota, Metazoa, Chordata, Mammalia, Chiroptera, Rhinolophidae.
AUGGCGCUGCCCAGCCCAGCGAGCGAGGAAGACAAGGGGCCCUGCCGGGAGGCAAACCAGGAACAGCCGGAGCCGGAGCCCAUGCCGGUGCCCCCACCCGAGCCCCAGCCGGAGCCCCAGCCGGAGCCGCAGCCCCUACCGGACCCUGCACCCCUGCCGGAGCUGGAGUUUGAGCCAGAGCCGGUGCACGAAUCCGAGCCCACGCCCACCGUGGAAACCCGCGGCACCGCGCGCGGCUUCCAGCCCCCCGAAGGUGGUUUCGGCUGGAUGGUGGUCUUCGCUGCCACCUGGUGCAACGGCUCUAUCUUUGGCAUCCAGAACUCCUUCGGGAUCCUGUACUCCAUGCUGCUGCAGGAGGAAAGAGAGAAGAAUCGCCAAGUGGAGUUCCAAGCAGCAUGGGUAGGAGCCCUCUCAAUGGGCAUGAUCUUCUUCUGCUCUCCCAUUGUGAGUAUAUUCACUGAUCGUUUGGGCUGCCGAAUCACAGCAACUGCAGGGGCUGCCAUCGCUUUCAUCGGACUCCAUACCAGCUCCUUCACCAGCUCGCUAAGCCUGCGUUACUUCACCUAUGGGAUUCUCUUUGGUUGUGGCUGUUCCUUCGCCUUUCAGCCAUCUCUCGUCAUCCUGGGCCACUACUUCCAACGCCGCCUGGGUCUGGCCAAUGGUGUAGUGUCUGCUGGGAGUAGCAUCUUCUCCAUAUCCUUCCCCCUUCUCAUCAAAACGCUGGGGGCUAAGAUAAAGCUCGCCCAAACCUUCCAGGUGCUGAGUACCUUCAUGUUUAUUCUUACACUGCUUUCGCUCACCUACCGGCCCCUCCUGCCCAGCUCCCAGGACACCCCAAGCAAGAGAGGUGUCCGCACCCUGUGCCAACGCUUUCUGGCUCAACUCAGGAAGUACUUCAACAUGCGAGUGUUCCGCCAACGUACCUACCGCAUCUGGGCCUUUGGGAUUGCUGCUGCUGCCCUUGGCUACUUCGUUCCCUAUGUACACCUGAUGAAAUAUGUGGAAGAGGAGUUCUUGGAAAUCAAGCAGACCUGGGUGCUCUUGGUGUGUAUUGGGGCUACCUCAGGCCUUGGGCGCCUUGUGUCAGGCCGUGUCAGUGACUCCAUUCCUGGACUUAAGAAGAUCUACUUGCAGGUCAUCUCCUUCCUGCUCUUGGGCCUGAUGUCCAUGAUGAUUCCUCUGUGCCGGGGUUUUGGGGGCCUCAUCGUUGUCUGCCUAUUCCUGGGGUUGUGCGAUGGCUUCUUCAUCACUAUCAUGGCUCCCAUUGCAUUUGAACUGGUGGGCCCAAUGCAAGCCUCGCAGGCCAUUGGCUACCUCCUGGGCAUGAUGGCCCUGCCGAUGAUUGCUGGGCCCCCCAUUGCAGGCCUCCUCCGCAACUGUUUUGGGGACUACCAUGUGGCCUUCUACUUUGCUGGUGUGCCCCCAAUCAUUGGAGCUGUAAUCCUCUUCUUCGUGCCUCUGAUGCAUCAAAGGAUGUUCAAGAAAGGGCAAAGGGAUUCCAGCAAGGACAAGAUGUUGGCACCUGACCCAGACCCCAAUGGGGAGCUGCUACCAGGCUCCCCCACCCCUGAGGAAGCAAUCUAAUGCCUCUUCCUUGCCAAUGUGUGCUCCUCCCCAACCCUUUCCCUUCACCCCACCCCGCUCAGCAUUUACAUUUUUGCCACCAGCACACUUGUUCCCAAACCUGUGCACACAGCAUUGCAGACACCUGACUAUUCCCUUGGAGCCAAAGCUCUAGGUGUUCCAACCUCAUUAACCAAAUUCUCUCCGUUGAAUGCCUUUAAACUUGCCAGGGUCCUUCUCCCAGGAUCUAGGAAAGCUUGGGAUCACCCCCAGGCCUUUGGAAUCUCUCCCUAUAACCCCUGGGGGAGGAAGAGGAUGGCACUUCUUGUCCCAUCUGGGUACUGAUGAGCUGCCUCCUUCCCUUCAUCCUUUUUUCCCUCUACUUCCUCAUUUCUCUUCGCCUUCUAUUUCUUUUUGACUGUCAUAGACACAUGGGUGCUUAAAGAAAGGAGGGACCCAGAGGUUGGGCCAAUGAGCCUUACUUUGGCCCAGCCCACCCCUAACACUCAUCACCCCCACUCAUCUCAGGCUGAGCCACAUCUCAUUUUUUGGCUCAAGCUGCUGUAAUCAUAGACUGGAAGAAUAGAGUAUCACAUAGGGAAGGGACCUUAAACACCACUCACAGAUUUUUACAGAUUUCCCAGGUGGAAACAUUAACCCGCAAGCCCUCCCAGUUCCCCAUCCUUGUAUCACCUGUCAAAAUGUGAAGAAAUCCCUUUCAUCUCAGCAGGCAGAGGGGGUGGCAUGGUAGGGAGAGGGGCAAUAGUUAUUGUCCUGGUGAAAUACUAACUCCUCACUUUCUCAUUAGUCAUGAUAUUUCCACCGAGGCUAGGCCAGGAAAGGGACUGUUUAAGGAAAAUCCCAUUCCCAACUUGGAUCCCAAAAAUAGUAGAGGCAUCAGCUGCACAUAGGGUUGGAUAGGUUUCUUCAAGAAGGGAAUAUCUUCUUAGCCUUUACCAAUGUGUCCCCCAUGCUGUGUAUCCUGGGCCAUUGUGCUUAAUGGGCAUUAAAGAUACCAGGAAAGGUAGACUCUGGACCAUCUUCACCCUUCUAAACUAGGUGCCAGAUGUUUCAGUCUUACUGAAGAGUAUACCCAGCCAGACUGUGUGCAGCUAGCUAGCACAGCUCACCUCAUUAGGGGCUCAACCUCUCCCCUCACUCGACCUCUUUGUAUCUCUUUCUCCUUGUUCUGGGCCUUUGUCUCUUGUAUUCCUAUUACCCACACUUUUCCUCAUCUUCUUGCCAGGCAUCCUUGGCUGUCACUUGGAGCUAACAGUGACUUUCCAUCCCAAGCCAAGGCUAUCCGAGGGCCAGGAGAAUGAGGUUGCCCCUGAGGGGCUCCAAAGACAGCGAUCCCAUUAGUGUUUCCCUUACAAGCAGGCAGCUGGUUGGUCUCUUUCAAGUCCUGAGCCUCCUCCACGAGUCCCAGUCCAGCUCUUACCAACUCUCCAAAGGAAAACACAUUGCUUCUUGCCUCUGAAUAGUAAUGGGCCUAAUUACUAUCCUGUCAGCUCAAACAGCAGUGGCAAAGGAGAAGCUUGGCCCCAGGAGACCAUUGAAAAUGUUGGAGCAACAAAGCCCCUGCUUCCAUUCCUCCCUGCCCCACCCCCAGCAAGUCACUGGAAGGCAGAUGCAGGGCCUUCUUUGUUGUUCCUGGUGUGAGUAGCCUUAAGAAUCAGGCUACCACCCACUUCUCUCCAGAUGGACGAAAGUCAUUCACAGGUCCCAAAUCUGCCCUAUCAAGUGUCGCAUAACACAAGGCGGGGGGGAAGUGUCAGUUUACUUCUUCCACAUAUGUACAUCUGCAUGUGUGGGCUUGUGUGCUUUUGCAGAGAAUGUUGGUUGGUCAAAGCAGCACAGUAUUAAUAUUUAAGAUAGGAUGCAGCCUCUCAUGCAUGCACAGUCAAAUCUAGGACAACGAACAAAACUUGGGAGCUUGAGACCUGGUACAUUUAAAUCCUCAAAAGGUUUGGAACAAAAUAAACAGA